AAAUAAGAUGCCAUAACUUGAUGGAGUGUCAUAUAAAUAUAAUGAAAACUUCAGCAUAUUCAUGAAACGAAUCGAAAUUGAACAAGAAAAAUUAUUAAAGCUACCCAUUUCCGAUGUGGAUGAUCCUUUAAUUAUUCAAAAUGCAGUUCCCCAGGAAGUUAAUCAAGUUUUGGGUAUUAUGCGAGACAAUUAUUCAAAAUUUGAAAAGUUUUUUGAUACCUCGGACCAAUUAAAAUAUUUAAAUUAUAACUCAGAUAAUUAUUAUGAUUCAACACUUUCAUUGAACAGGAAGGUAUGGUGGAAAAAAUUUAGGGUGAAAUUAGUCUUGGGCUUGCUGUUAUCGACGGUUCUGACAUUGUUAUUGGUUCCGAUUAUCAUAAAAUUACGCAAAUUGGAGCCGUGAUUCAAAGCUCCUGACUAAAUCGAACGAGUCAUCAUAAUGCUGGAGCUGUUGACUUGUAAAAUUUUAUAUGACAAAUCAAUGCAAAUCAAUGCUUUUAUUUUAAAAGAAACCUAUGGUUUCAUAAAACGUCAAUUAGCCUAUUUUUAUAUUAUAUAUUUUGUUAUUUGUAAAAUAUUUAAUUAACUUUAUAAUGUAAAAUUGUUUUAAAGAAUGAUUAUUAUAUAUAUAUUCAUUACAAUAUAUGGCAAGUUUAUAUAUUUUGUAAACUUAAUUUAUAACCAUUAUAAUUUUAAUACUGAAAUUAAAUUAUUAAAGAUAAUAAUAAUUAUAAAAUAUUAAUAUUUUUUAAAAAAACAAAUCCCUUUUUAUCAAAGUUUUAAUGAUAUUUUUCAUAGUAAUGAAUUCAACUAAUCUUUGUAGUCGUGAAAAUAA
This is a messenger RNA of Gordionus sp. m RMFG-2023, 835 nucleotides long. RefSeq lists its product as uncharacterized. The transcript is spliced from 6 exons. Lineage: Eukaryota; Metazoa; Nematomorpha; Gordioida; Chordodea; Parachordodidae. The record is from RefSeq and is a predicted model, not a curated record. The coding region runs from base 62 to 403 and encodes 113 amino acids.